Messenger RNA from Condylura cristata (star-nosed mole), 2785 nucleotides. It is a transcript of the gene NKAIN1, whose product is annotated as Na+/K+ transporting ATPase interacting 1. The record is from RefSeq and is a predicted model, not a curated record. The transcript has 7 exons. The coding region runs from base 8 to 619 and encodes 203 amino acids. Gene Ontology annotation, biological process: regulation of sodium ion transport. NCBI's taxonomy places the organism in Eukaryota, Metazoa, Chordata, Mammalia, Eulipotyphla, Talpidae.
UGAGGCCAUGGGUGCCCCACCCGCCACCAGUUUCAGCGGAGCACCAGGGGUGGCUGCACUACAGCGGCAGAUCUUCGACUUCCUGGGCUACCAGUGGGCGCCCAUCCUCGCCAACUUCCUGCACAUCAUGGCCGUCAUCCUGGGCAUCUUUGGCACCGUCCAGUACCGCUCCCGGUACCUCAUUCUGUACGCGGCCUGGCUGGUGCUCUGGGUUGGCUGGAAUGCCUUUAUCAUCUGCUUCUACCUGGAGGUUGGACAGCUGUCCCAGGACCGGGACUUCAUCAUGACUUUCAACACCUCCCUGCACCGCUCCUGGUGGAUGGAGAAUGGGCCAGGCUGCCUGGUGACACCUGUCCUGAACUCCCGCCUGGCCCUGGAGGACCACCAUGUCAUCUCUGUUACCGGCUGCCUGCUUGACUACCCCUACAUUGAAGCACUCAGCAGUGCCCUGCAGAUCUUCCUGGCUCUCUUUGGCUUCGUGUUCGCCUGCUACGUGAGCAAAGUGUUCCUGGAAGAGGAAGACAGCUUUGAUUUCAUCGGUGGCUUUGACUCCUACGGAUACCAGGCGCCCCAGAAGACGUCGCAUUUACAACUGCAGCCUCUGUACACGUCCGGGUAGCUUCUGCCCCGCGCCCACCCCGGCGCUGCAGACUUGGUGGCUGGACGAACGGCGCUGCGCGAACUCGGGCGAGGAUGGGCAGGCGCGCCCUCUGGCGGCUCCCGGGCCGACUGCAGGCUGCACCGGCUGGGCUGGUUCUGCUGCCCCUUGGACUUGGCGGCCCUUUGCAGCACGGACUUAAGGGGUGGGGUAGGGCGGGGCGGGGGAGGGGGAUCGUGGGGUUUGUAUUUUUUUUUUUUAUCUCAGCCUUGGCCUGUUCUGGGGCCUGCCUCCUCUCUCCAGCCUCUCCCUUUCAUCCUUCACCCACAUCCUGCCCCCUGUCCAGAGAGAAAUGGCAGGGUGGACAGACAACCCAUGCCUUCGCCAGCCCUGGGGAAAUAUGCCAGCGAACUAGGGUCAGGCGUGCUGGGUUCUACGCCCUGCUCCAUCACUGACUCUCUGGCGUUCUUGAAGCCCUCUCUGGACCUCAGUUUCCCCGUUUCCAUUAAAGCAGUCCUUAGCAGGUGUAUUCAUUCUAGCCUUCUCAAUUCCCUGGGUUAGGCUGGGGUUAUGAUUCUCAUUCUGCAGCCAUGGAAACUGAGAUCCAGAGAUGGGAAGCAGCUGCUGGAGACCACAGCCUGAGCUCCAGGUAACCACAGUCCUCGGGCAGCGUCCUUCCUGUAGUUUCAGACUCCAGGAGCCAGUGGUCCUCUCUGGAUUCCAUCCAGGCCCUCCCCACCUGGACUCUCUAGCACCCAUGCGCUGGACACCACACUCACAUCACAGCCUCCACCUGCCAGCGCCUCUCAAAGCAAUAUAAUCAAUACUUUCUUACUGGGAACUGGAUGGACAGAAGCCCAGAGCCCUAAAUCCAGCCUGACCCACAGGGAAACCUCCCGAAACUUGCCCUUUGUCCACCCUCAGUAAACUUUUCAAGCUCUCUCCAAUAAAAGGGGACCACAGCUCAGUCACCUCACCACCUCCUAGGUCCCGGAGGCUGGGUCUGCUGCACCCAUGAUCCCCUCUCAGCAACCCCACCAUUACCGAUGGUGACACCCAAUUCAUCAGUUGGAAAACCUGUGGUUCCAGAGAAGAGGGCUGGUCGCCCGUGUUCCAGAUCACCAGCGUUUAUGACCUCUCCAGUGUCCACGCCCAGCAAGCCCAGGAGCUGGUCUGGAAAGGCAGCAUUGGCUCCAUGGCCCUUGGUGGGUGGGGAGGACUGCACCCUUCUUUGCAAGCAAGUAGACUUGAGAGCUCAUUCUCCCCACCUCCCUCCACCUACCGCUGAGGAUGUCGGGUCCUCAGCUAGUACAGCCGAGCAUAGGAGGAUCAGGCUUCAGCUUCCUGGUCUGUGAGCAGGAGGGUCCUGGAUUAGGAAGGAGGGGGGGAGGCUGGGUGAAUGUGCCUGCUGUCCACGCUGGCCACUGUAUUUGUUGCUCUCUACCCUCUGAUCUAGCGUCCCUGACACCCAAGGUCAAACUCGCAAGCUAAGACUCUGCCUCACCGUCCCAUCUGCAGAGCUGGACCGAGGAACUCUGGACGGUCAGCGGGUGGGUACAGCUCAAGGGGCAGAGUGCCCUUCAGGCCAGUUCCUACCUCCAGCCUCUUCCACUCCCAGCCGGCUGUCAUCUCACCCCCACCCCCUUUCUACUCAACGGGUUUAGCCACUGGUGCUUUGAAGCCUUUUGUUUUUAUAAGAUGGUUUUUGCAAGGGGACCAAGUUCUCUUCUCACUGGGCCCUUGCAAGGCAGGGGCUGUUGCCCUGGCUUCUGUGCAGGUGGGUUGAUUAAAGAUGGUUUUUCUUCUUUAUCCUCCUGGCCUCCUGCCCGUGAGUCAGCUUGAUUUUCCUAGCGUGAAGUCCCUGCCCGAGGUGGACACCUGUGGGAGUCCAUGUCACUGUCAUUAUCAAACAUUCCUGGGACACCAGCCUGUGGCUCUGGCUGACUAGUUUUGGGAAACGCUCCCUGUCUUGUCCCUGAAAUGCACAAGUGGUGCUGAAUCAGUGGGUCCACAAACCUGGGAGAGCUUUGGUUUAUCUUUCUGACCACGUGUGCAUGUUAAGUUUAUGCUUCCAAAUACACUUUACACCUCGCCUCUGCCCUCUUCCUGGCUUGGAAGAAGCAGCUCCUGACCUGGGAUGAGCUGGCAGACAACGCUUUAGACACAGAUGCCUGCGGCCCACCAGGA